GGAGAACCAGGAAGUUUAUUCAGGAAGCUGCAUGCCGUACCGCUGAUCGGAUACACCGAGUGAUGAUCGCAGAUGGAGAAUAGACCGAGCGACAACACCGGGGGCAGCUAUGGCUCCGACUGGGAAGAUGAGGAGGAAGAAGUCCUCCCCGUCCCACCGCCUCGGAAGGACGAGCGCUCCCACUGGAGGAAUUUAUCAGCGUUUUGGUUACUGGGCCUGUGUAAUAAUUUUGCGUACGUUGUGAUGCUCAGCGCAGCUCACGACAUCCUCAGGACAGAGACUAAUGAGACCUCCACGCUCAACGUCUCCAGCCCCAAUAACAGCCGCUAUGAUUGUAACCGGAUCUCCACCGCGGCCGUGCUCCUCGCAGACAUCCUCCCCACGCUGGUUAUCAAGUUCACGGCUCCUUUCUACAUCCACCUGAUCCCCUACAAUUACAGGGUGUCUCUCUGCAUCCUCACGGCGGCUGCCAGCUUUUUGAUCGUGUCGUAUUCCGCCGAGGUGGCGGUGAGUCUGCUCGGUGUGGUGUUUGCCAGCAUCUCGUCGGGACUCGGAGAAGUAACGUUCCUCAGCCUCACCGCUUUCUUCCAAAGCGACGUGGUUUCUUAUUGGUCCUCUGGAACAGGAGGAGCCGGAAUCCUGGGUUCCCUGUCGUAUUUGGGACUGACGGAGGUCGGGCUCUCCCCGCGGAACUCCCUCCUCGUCAUGCUGGUCAUCCCAGUUCUUCUUCUCUUAAGUUAUUUUUUCCUGCUGAAGCCCCCCGCGUCGCUCCCUCGAUGGGUGUUUCCAAAAACCCUGGAUACCUGUUUGAGUGACCAACAGCCCCUAAUACAGGACUCCGGGUCCCGAGAGACAGAUAUAAGAUCUCAUCUAACGCUCUCGCAGAAGUGGAAGAUUAUCAAGACUCUGCUUAAAUACAUGAUCCCGCUGUCCACGGUCUACUUUGCGGAGUAUUUUAUUAACCAGGGCCUGUAUGAAUUAAUCUAUUUUCCAAACAUCUCCAUGGGCCACUCGGAGCAGUACCGAUGGUACCAGAUGCUGUACCAGGCGGGGGUAUUCGUGUCCCGGUCCUCCCUUCGCUGUGUAAGAAUCCGGAGGAUUUGGGUCCUCUCCGUGCUCCAGUGCAUCGUCGCCACGUUCCUUCUCGUCGGGAUUUAUCGCCUCUUCCUCCCUCAUCUCGGAAUUCCGGUUAUUUUCCUGAUAAUCGUGUUUGAGGGUUUGCUCGGCGGAGCGGCCUACGUGAACACCUUCAACAACAUCGCCGAGGAGAGUAAGCCGGAGCACAAGGAGUUUGCCAUGGGAGCCGCCUGCGUGUCGGACACCCUGGGGAUCUCUAUAUCCGGGGCGAUCGCGAUUCCAGUCCACAACUACUUCUGCAGCCUGGGAUGACCCUCUGGGGCAAAACCGCGGGCAAAACUCCACCACGCACUUUCAGGUUUUAUUCAUCGUUCCAGCAUAAAAAUUGUCUGGUUGUAAAACUGGAGCCCAGGCGGCAGAGGCCAGGGGUAGCUGAAUAAAAUACUGGUACAAAGCCAUAGUUUC
Molecule: messenger RNA, 1542 nt
Organism: Spea bombifrons (plains spadefoot toad)
Lineage: Eukaryota; Metazoa; Chordata; Amphibia; Anura; Pelobatidae
Gene: CLN3
Product: CLN3 lysosomal/endosomal transmembrane protein, battenin
Exons: 16
Coding region: 73-1389 (438 amino acids)
Biological process (GO): lysosome organization; regulation of intracellular pH
Cellular component (GO): lysosome; membrane
Source: RefSeq, a predicted model, not a curated record